This is a messenger RNA of Elephantulus edwardii (Cape elephant shrew), 1671 nucleotides long. It is a transcript of the gene SH2B3, whose product is annotated as SH2B adaptor protein 3. Gene Ontology annotation, biological process: intracellular signal transduction. The transcript is spliced from 7 exons. Bases 1 to 1671 code for a protein of 556 amino acids. The record is from RefSeq and is a predicted model, not a curated record. Gene Ontology annotation, cellular component: plasma membrane. Lineage: Eukaryota; Metazoa; Chordata; Mammalia; Macroscelidea; Macroscelididae. Gene Ontology annotation, molecular function: transmembrane receptor protein tyrosine kinase adaptor activity.
AUGAAUGGACCCUCCCUCCAGCCCGCCUCGUCCUCCGCCGUCCCGGCUGCGCCCCCGGCCCCCGCGGCCCCCGCAGCCCGGGGCUGGAGCGAGUUCUGUGAGCUGCACGCGGUGGCCGCCGCCCGGGAGCUGGCCCGCCAGUACUGGCUCUUCGCCCGCGACCACCCGCACCUGGCGCCGCUGCGUGCCGAGCUCGUCUCGCUGCAGUUCACCGACCUCUUCCAGCGCUACUUCUGCCGCGAGGUGCGCGAGGGCCGUGCGUCCGGGCCCCCUGCGCGGGACUACCGCGAGACCGGCCGCGGGGCCCCCACCAAAGCCGAGGGCUCCCCCAGGCCCGCGCGUGCGCCUGCGCUGCCCAAGGCGCGCAGCUCGGAGGAGCUGGCCUCGCCCGGGCCCUGCGCGCUCCAGCACCUGCGCCGCAGCCUGCGUCACAUCUUUCGGCGCCCGGCGGCGGGGGCCCCUGGAGGUGCUGGGGCCUGUGCUGCUGGCGAGGCUGGAGGUGCCCCGGCCAGGCCUGGCCCGGCCCGGAAGCUCCUGCCCUGGAGCCUCUCCCGGGAGCCGCCACCAGAGGCGGUCAAGGAGACGACGCUGCGCUACAGCCUGGCGGACGAGGCCUCCAUGGACAGUGGGGCGCGCUGGCAGCGUGGGCGCCUGGCCCUGCGGGGCGCGUGCAGUCCAGACGACCGCAUAUUGGAGCUCUUCGACCCGCCCAAAAGUUCCAAGCCCAAGCUGCAGACGACCUGUUCCAGCGUGCAGGAGGUGCGCUGCUGCACCCGUCUGGAGAUGCCCGACAACCUGCACACCUUCGUGCUCAAGGUCAAGGACCACACGGACAUCAUCUUUGAAGUGGACGACGAGCAGCAGCUCGACGCGUGGAUGGUGGCACUGCAGGACUGCACGGGCCAAGGGCAGGCCAGUGAUGAGCCUUCAGCCCUGGAGGUGGGCGGGUCCAGCUCCCCAGGGGGCAGCACAGACUCUCUGAGCCCAGGUGCAUCCCUGGGGGUCCCCCUGGAGCCGGCCUGCCCAAAGACCGACCGCUUCCUGGCCUGCUACCCCUGGUUCCACGGGCCGGUGUCGCGCGUGCGGGCGGCGCAGCUGGUGCAGGUGCGGGGCGCAGCGGCGCACGGCGUGUUCCUGGUGCGCCGGAGUGAGACGCGGCGCGGCGAGUACGUGCUCACCUUCAACUGCCAGGGCGUCGCCAAGCACCUGCGCCUGUCUCUGAGCGAGCGUGGCCAGUGCCGCGUGCAGCACCUGCGCUUCCCCUCGGUGCUGGACAUGCUGCACCACUUCCAGCGCGCGCCCAUCCCACUCGAGUGCGGCGCCGCCUGCGACGUCCGCCUGUCCAGCUACGUGGUGGUCGUCUCCCAGGCACCAGGUGCGGGCAGCACCGUGCUCUUCCCGUUCUCCCUGCCUCGCUGGGACUCGGAGCCGGGCCUCCUGCACCUGGGCUCCCCGACCUGUGCACAGGCACUGGGCCCCGAGGGGGCUGCUGGCCGGGCCUCGCCCCCGGAGCAGAUCUUCCACCGGGUGCCUUCGCCUGAGGAGCUGGCCGACAGCCUGCGGCUCCUGGAGCCAGGGUCCAGCGUGCAGGCUGGGGACGCCGACUAUGAGCUGGAUGCAUCCUCGCAGAGACAUUUGCGGGCCAUCGACAAUCAGUACACCCCCCUCUGA